Cheilinus undulatus (humphead wrasse) is the source of this 2751-nucleotide messenger RNA. RefSeq names its product B-cell receptor CD22-like. The transcript has 8 exons. The record is from RefSeq and is a predicted model, not a curated record. Lineage: Eukaryota; Metazoa; Chordata; Actinopteri; Labriformes; Labridae. The coding region runs from base 196 to 1632 and encodes 478 amino acids.
UAACUGUCUGCUAAUGGAACAUAGGAAGUCAGGUUGUUCAGUUACUUUUAAAUUACAUCAGCUAAAGGGAAGUUGGCUAUUUUGUGUGUUGUACUUCAGCUCAAAUUCACAGACUGAAGUUUUCUCCCCUGCUGAACAUGAAGUGAUCUCCAGCAGCUUUCUCUUCUAGUGUGGGCUUCUAAGGUCAGAGCAGUCAUGAUGGCGAGGAUGCUGACAGCAAGCAUACUACUGGGUGUCUUCUUUCUCUCAGGUGCACUGGCUAAAUGUCCUGCUUCUGCUAACGACCUCUUCAUUGAUACGCCAGAGACGAUGGAAGCACUGAAAGGAUCUUGUUUGCAUAUCCCAUGUACCUUUAGGCCUAGAAUAGAAGGAAAAUUUGACAGCACACAGCCAAUCAUUGGACUUUGGCUUAAACAAGUCUCUGCUGAUACAAACAAAGUGGUAUACCGCAGUGAUUGGAAAACCAAUGAAUAUCCAAUGAAUAUAACUGGAAACCUCAAUCUGAAACAAUGCACCACUUUAUUCUCUAAUUUAAUCCCAACAUAUGAAGGCACAUACUUCUUCAGAAUGGAGAGUGAAGCAUUCAGAGCAACCGCUGUUCGUGACUGUCUUCAAAUUAAAGUGAGAGAUUCCCCUCCAAAACCAAUAAUGGAGAUUCCUGCUGAUCUGAAGGAGAAUGUGUCCGUCACUAUAAUGUGUUCAGCCGUCACUCCCUGUCCACUCUACCCUCCUAAACUCACCUGGAAUCUCAAAAGAGACUCUAACUACACAAUGGAGGAAAACCGAGAUGGAACCUUUACGAGAAAAAUCCAGGAGACCAUCACACUGACAUACAAACAUGAUGGAUACAACAUCAGCUGUUUUGCUACUUAUCCUGUGAAUGGAGGAAGAGACAACAAGACAGAAGAGGAGACAAAGACUCUCAGUGUUUCAUAUGCUCCUAAAAACACCUCAGUGUCUGUCAGUCCACCAGGUUUGCUGUCAGCUGGUGUUAGUGUGACCCUGAGCUGCUCCAGCACAGCCAAGCCUCGUGUCAGCAGCUUCACCUGGUUCAAGAUGAGCUCAGAUGGACCCAUGAACGUAUCUGAGGGAGAGAUUUACAGCUUUAAUGUGACAGAAGGAGGAGUUUAUUUCUGCGUGGCCAUGAAUAAACUUGGGGAUGAAAGAUCAUUAGAGAUUCAUCUAAAAGUUGAAGGACUUGGAUCACUAAGUGGAGCAGUUAUCGGAGGAAUCAUCGGGAUCAUCUUACUCAUCUGUUUGGUUCUCUGUCUACUUCUUGUUUUUAUGUGUUGGAGGCGGUCAAAAUCAGCCAAAUCGUCUCAACAGAAUCUGUGUGAAACAGGUGAAGAGCUUCCAAAAAGAACAACGCAAGAUGAAGAAGACAUCCAUUAUGGAGAGAUUGACUUCUCCAAGCGGAGAUCUGAAAAAUCGUCUGACUCCAUGCAGGAUAGCAGACAGCAGCAGGAGACGCUGUACGCACAGGUCAAAGGCCCUGGCUUGGAGCAGGAUAUGCUGUAUGCACAGGUCAAAGGCUCUGGCUUGGAGCAGGAUAUGCUGUAUGCACAGGUCAAAGGCUCUGGCUUGUCCGCUGAUGACCCUGAAAGUCUCUACGCUGAAGUGAAGACAAAUUAAAAAGGAUAAAAGGGGUUGUUUGCAUACACAGAGGCCUGUAAUGCCCUGAAUGCAGAUCACACAAGGUGCAUAGGGCCCUUACGUUUAUGGAAGGUCUCAAAUGUUUUUCACUUAUUAUUACUAUAAGGCUGAUGUCUGUAAUAUGAGAAGACCAGCAUUUCUCUCACAUAUUCAUAACUUUCAGUCAUGUGACCAGCACUAAGAUCUGGAGGAAAAAAAAGAGCUGGCAGAGACUGUUGACCACUAUGUGGAGCUGCAGCACAGGAGGACUCGACAGCCAAUAUUUCCAAAAACAAUUUAAAAUGCAGACUCAUCUGACCACAGCACACUUUUCCACUGUAGAUCAGUACAUCUCAGAUGGGCUCAUGACCAGAGAAAUGGGCCUGAGCUCACUUCUUUAACUUACACCUUUAACCUCUUAACUUACACUCCCCUCCAAAAGAAUUGGAACGAUGGGCACAAUAACUUUAUCUUUUCUGUAGACUGAAAACACUUGGGUUUGACAUGGGGGUUGGGGUUUAUUCAUCUUUUGAUAUCAAACCUAACUGUUUUCAGUCUACAGCAAAAACAGGAAUUGGCCUCACUGUUCCAAUACUUUUGGAGGGAAGUCUAUAUUUGAAGACACAGUGGCUUACUUUGUUAACUGACAAUAGGUUUCUGAAGUGUUCCUGAGCCCAGGUUGCGAUAUCCAUCACAGAAUGAUGCCAGUUCUUUAUGCAGUGCCGAGUCUUCCACUAAGUGGAGAACUUUGCAGCAUUGUUGAUUGUGAACAGCUGAGCUUUUCAAGAGUGCUCCUUUUAUAUGAAACCAUGAUACUAACACCUGUUACCAAUUAACCUUCUUACCUUUAGAAUGCUUUAGUUAUUCGUUUUGGUAGAUUACCACAACUUUUCCAGUCUUUUCUUAUGUCUGUCCCAUCUUUUUUGGAAAGUGUUACAGGUGUCAAAUUCAAACUCUGUAUAUCUGUGUCUUGUGUUAAACAAGGUUUUGUAAAGAAUUUGCAAGUAACUGUAUUGUUUUAUUCUUAUUUUAUAAUGUCCCAACUUUUUUGGAAUUGUAAAUUUAUAAAGGUUUUGUUUAUGGUCUCAUGGUUUAUUUGCUUGUUUUAUUCUCUUCCAC